This is a messenger RNA of Cucurbita maxima (winter squash), 1002 nucleotides long. RefSeq names its product transmembrane emp24 domain-containing protein p24delta3-like. NCBI's taxonomy places the organism in Eukaryota, Viridiplantae, Streptophyta, Magnoliopsida, Cucurbitales, Cucurbitaceae. Gene Ontology annotation, biological process: Golgi organization; endoplasmic reticulum to Golgi vesicle-mediated transport; intracellular protein transport. The record is from RefSeq and is a predicted model, not a curated record. The transcript has 4 exons. Bases 126 to 764 code for a protein of 212 amino acids. Gene Ontology annotation, cellular component: endoplasmic reticulum; COPII-coated ER to Golgi transport vesicle; endoplasmic reticulum-Golgi intermediate compartment.
CACGGGGUUCCUCUUCUUCUACUACUUCUUCCUCCAUUUUUAAUAUCUGAUCUGAACUGCAAACCAGUUUCGAUUCGAUUCGAUUCGGUUCUCUUAGAUUUCGGGGUUGGUAAUCGGAGAACAUCAUGCGCCGGGAAGUGGUAUUGCCGUUGUUCGUGCUCUGUUUCUUCGCCGCAGAUCUUGUUCGAACUGCCCAUUCAAUCUGGUUGAACUUACCUGCAUCUGGAACCAAGUGCGUCUCCGAGGAAAUCCAGACCAACGUUGUUGUUCUUGCCGAUUUUGUCGUUGUCGCUGAUCAUACUCAUGCUCCCACCAUUUCUGUCAAGGUGACAUCUCCAUACGGGAACAAUCUUCAUCACUCGGAGAACAUAACGCAUGGUCAGUUUGCGUUUACGACAAGUGAGGGUGGUAAUUACCUAGCCUGUUUCUGGCUGACUGACCACAAGCAUGAAGCUAGUACUGAGGUAAGUGUCAACCUUGACUGGAGAACAGGGAUUGCAGCCAAGGAUUGGGAAUCAGUCGCAAAAAAAGAGAAAAUUGAGGGUGUUGAACUCGAGCUGAGGAAACUCGAGGGAGCUGUCGAAGCUAUCCAUGAAAAUCUGAUCUAUCUCAGGGACAGAGAAGCUAUUAUGAGGACGGUCAGCGAGAGAACAAACUCACGAGUUGCGUGGUAUAGUAUCAUGUCCUUGGGUGUCUGCAUCAUUGCUUCUACUCUACAGAUAUGGUACUUGAAGCGCUUCUUUCAGAAGAAAAAGCUUAUUUAGAGAACUUGUUAGUCUACCCUUCUUGUUCUUGCAGAAAUAGAAUUUGUUUAAGUUCUUUAGUUUUCUUUCCUUCCUCGAAUGAAAUAGAAAAGUUUUGACACGUACUGCAAACCAUACAGAUUUGUUUGUAUUUUGUUCUUCAGUUUUUGUUGAGUUGCUUUGAAGCUGAUAGAAUCUAGUCUAAGACUCAGUGUUCAUUAUCCUUUAUAUGAUUAGGAAUCCUAAAAAAGCAGCUUCA